Molecule: messenger RNA, 593 nt
Organism: Pelobates cultripes (western spadefoot toad)
Lineage: Eukaryota; Metazoa; Chordata; Amphibia; Anura; Pelobatidae
Source: the annotation of a GenBank genome assembly
AUGCGGGAUAUUAGAAAUGGUUGGCUUGAGGCGGAGCCUGGCCGAGCAAGAAAAUGGCGGCUUAAUCCCCGAGCUCCGCCGAGGCCUCGCCGUAAUCUAACGCCAUCGAGCGCACCUGAGCCCCCACACCCCCCCUAACGUCCCCUGUCGCCCACCUUACCACAGCCCCUCACCCCCAAAUGGGAGGCAGCAGAAAAGCACGCAACUCCGCGGUCGCACCGAUCUUCCGGCAAAAGGCCGAGAAGGCCCAGGCGCCAUCUUUAGAGCACUCCCCAUCAGACUCCGACUCAGAAAUGAGCAGCCAGGCAGCCUCGGACCGGGCAGAGGCUCCACUAACCCGGCGGGACAUGAAGGGGUUCCUUGCUGACAUCCGGAAAUCGGUCGCGGAGGAGCUGGACAAGAAGCUGGGCCCGAUCAUGGAGGGAAUGGCGGACCUGUCAGCCCGCACACAAGCCACGGAAACCAAAAUGGCGGAGGCUAUGGAGACUGUGCAGGCGCAUGGCGGGGAGCUGCAGGCACUCCGUGAACAGCUGCGCUCCCUGGAAGAAUCUAACGAAGACCUCAACAAUAGAAGCAGAAGAAAUAACAUAAGG